AUUCGGCUUUUCUCGACUCAGUCUCAGCUAAGCGUUUGCAGCCGUCGUUGGAGUCUUCGCUGCCGCUGCCCCCUCGCGGAUCAGCCAGCGUCUCCCGCCCGCCCGCCGCCCCGGUGCCACUGGGAGGAAGGGAGAGGGAGGCUUCCUGUGGGUUUGUAGUUGCUGCUCGCCAUCCGUUCCCCAGCCUGGGAGAGCCAAGCCCCGGCCUAGUCGGUCGCCUGCCACUCUUGUAGCCGUUACCCGCGGGCCGCCACAGCCGCCGACCGGGAGAGGCGCGCGCCAUGGCCUCUGGAGCCGAUUCAAAGGGUGAUGACUUAUCAACAGCCAUUCUCAAACAGAAGAACCGUCCCAAUCGGUUAAUUGUUGAUGAAGCCAUCAAUGAGGACAACAGUGUGGUCUCCUUGUCUCAGCCCAAGAUGGAUGAACUGCAGUUGUUCCGAGGUGACACAGUGUUGCUGAAAGGAAAGAAGAGGCGGGAAGCUGUGUGCAUUGUGCUUUCUGAUGACACAUGUUCUGAUGAGAAGAUUCGAAUGAAUAGAGUUGUUCGGAAUAACCUUCGUGUACGCCUAGGGGAUGUCAUCAGCAUCCAGCCAUGCCCUGAUGUGAAGUACGGCAAACGUAUCCAUGUGCUACCCAUCGAUGACACGGUGGAAGGCAUCACUGGCAAUCUCUUUGAGGUAUACCUUAAGCCGUACUUCCUGGAAGCUUAUCGACCCAUCCGGAAAGGAGACAUUUUCCUUGUCCGCGGUGGGAUGCGUGCUGUGGAGUUCAAAGUAGUGGAGACAGAUCCCAGCCCUUAUUGCAUUGUUGCUCCAGACACAGUGAUCCACUGUGAAGGAGAGCCUAUCAAACGAGAGGAUGAGGAAGAGUCCUUGAAUGAAGUAGGCUAUGAUGACAUUGGUGGCUGCAGGAAGCAGCUAGCUCAGAUAAAGGAGAUGGUGGAGCUUCCCCUGAGACAUCCUGCACUCUUUAAGGCAAUUGGUGUGAAGCCUCCUCGGGGAAUCCUCCUCUAUGGACCUCCUGGGACUGGGAAGACCCUCAUUGCCCGAGCCGUGGCAAAUGAGACUGGAGCCUUUUUCUUCUUGAUCAAUGGUCCUGAGAUCAUGAGCAAGUUGGCUGGUGAGUCUGAGAGCAACCUUCGUAAAGCCUUUGAGGAGGCUGAAAAGAAUGCUCCCGCUAUCAUCUUUAUUGAUGAGCUGGAUGCCAUUGCUCCCAAAAGAGAGAAAACUCAUGGGGAGGUGGAGCGGCGUAUUGUAUCACAGUUGUUGACCCUUAUGGAUGGCCUAAAGCAGAGAGCACAUGUAAUAGUUAUGGCAGCAACAAACAGACCCAACAGCAUUGACCCAGCCCUACGGCGAUUUGGUCGCUUUGACAGGGAGGUAGAUAUUGGAAUCCCUGAUGCUACAGGACGCUUGGAAAUUCUUCAGAUCCAUACCAAGAACAUGAAGCUGGCAGAUGAUGUGGACCUGGAACAGGUAGCCAAUGAGACUCAUGGACAUGUGGGUGCUGACUUAGCAGCCCUGUGUUCAGAGGCUGCCCUGCAGGCCAUCCGCAAGAAGAUGGAUCUUAUUGACCUAGAGGAUGAGACCAUUGAUGCUGAGGUCAUGAACUCCCUUGCUGUGACUAUGGAUGACUUCCGGUGGGCCUUGAGUCAGAGCAACCCAUCAGCUCUGCGGGAAACUGUUGUAGAAGUGCCACAAGUAACCUGGGAAGACAUUGGGGGCCUGGAGGAUGUCAAACGUGAACUUCAGGAGCUAGUCCAGUAUCCUGUAGAACACCCAGACAAAUUUCUCAAGUUUGGUAUGACACCCUCCAAGGGAGUUCUAUUCUAUGGACCUCCAGGCUGUGGGAAAACCUUGCUGGCUAAAGCCAUUGCUAAUGAAUGCCAGGCCAACUUCAUCUCCAUCAAGGGUCCCGAGCUGCUCACUAUGUGGUUUGGAGAAUCUGAGGCCAAUGUCAGGGAAAUCUUUGACAAGGCACGCCAAGCUGCCCCCUGUGUGCUUUUCUUUGAUGAGCUGGAUUCAAUUGCCAAAGCUCGUGGUGGUAACAUUGGAGAUGGUGGUGGGGCUGCUGACCGAGUAAUCAACCAGAUCCUGACAGAAAUGGAUGGCAUGUCUACAAAAAAGAAUGUUUUCAUCAUUGGCGCUACCAACCGGCCUGACAUUAUUGAUCCUGCCAUCCUAAGACCUGGCCGCCUUGAUCAGCUUAUUUACAUCCCACUACCUGAUGAGAAGUCCCGUGUUGCCAUCCUCAAGGCCAAUCUGCGCAAGUCCCCAGUUGCCAAGGAUGUGGAUUUGGAGUUCCUGGCAAAGAUGACUAAUGGCUUCUCUGGAGCUGACCUGACAGAGAUUUGCCAACGUGCUUGUAAGCUGGCCAUUCGUGAAUCCAUCGAGAGUGAGAUUAGGCGAGAGCGGGAGAGGCAGACAAACCCAUCUGCCAUGGAAGUAGAAGAAGAUGAUCCAGUGCCAGAGAUCCGCAGAGAUCACUUUGAGGAAGCCAUGCGCUUUGCCCGCCGUUCUGUCAGUGACAAUGACAUUCGGAAGUAUGAAAUGUUUGCUCAGACCCUUCAGCAGAGUCGAGGUUUUGGCAGUUUCAGAUUCCCUUCAGGGAACCAGGGUGGAGCUGGCCCUAGUCAGGGCAGUGGAGGUGGCACAGGUGGCAGUGUGUACACGGAAGAUAAUGAUGAUGACCUGUACGGCUAAGUGAUGGUGGCCAGCGUGCGGCGAGCUGGCCUGGUUGGACCUUGUUCCCUGGGGGUGGGGGCGCUUGCCCAGGAGGGACCAGGGGUGCCCCCCACGGCCUGCUCCAUUUCUCAGUCUGAACAGUUGAGCUACCAAUCAGACUCUGGACAGGGGAUUUCUGUUGCAAAAAAUACAAAAGUGAUAAAAUAAAAGUGAUUUUCUUUUGGGAGGUGGAGAGUGAAUUACCAACAGGAAAUUGGGCCUUUGGGCCUACGCCAUUUCUAUUGUAGUUUGGGGCAGUGCAGGGGACCUGUGUGGGGUGUGAACCAAGUCAUUACCACUGACUCCUACAGUAAAGCAUCUGCACAUCACUCAAUGCUGCCCAAGCCCUCCCUUCCUGUAGCCAACCUGGGUAGGUGGGUGAGGGGCUACAGUUGCUGGGUGUUUAUAUAGAGAGUAGGUUGAUUUAUUUUACAUGCUUUUGAGUUAUUGUUGGAAAACUAAUCACAAGCAGUUUCUAAACCAAAAAUUGACAUGUUGUAAAAGGACAAUAAACGUUGGGUCAAAAUGGA
Sciurus carolinensis (gray squirrel) is the source of this 3253-nucleotide messenger RNA. It is a transcript of the gene Vcp, whose product is annotated as valosin containing protein. Gene Ontology annotation, biological process: retrograde protein transport, ER to cytosol; autophagosome maturation; mitotic spindle disassembly. Gene Ontology annotation, molecular function: ATP binding; polyubiquitin modification-dependent protein binding; ATP hydrolysis activity. NCBI's taxonomy places the organism in Eukaryota, Metazoa, Chordata, Mammalia, Rodentia, Sciuridae. The record is from RefSeq and is a predicted model, not a curated record. The coding region runs from base 282 to 2702 and encodes 806 amino acids. The transcript has 17 exons. Gene Ontology annotation, cellular component: cytosol; VCP-NPL4-UFD1 AAA ATPase complex; nucleus.